GAUAUGGUUGAUUGAUUGAUAAGAUAUCAUAAUUAUGUUCUCGUAACAACAUUUUCAAUUUUUUGUUGAUUUUCUUAUAAAUAUAAAGUUAUUUGUUUCUUAUAGCAUUUCUAAGAAAGUAAUCACUAUGUCUACCUGGGUGAAAGAGAAUUGCGUAUCUUUUUUUCAACUGUUUUGCAUAAAAGUGGUGAAAACUGGACGGGUACCACAGCACAUAGCCUUUAUAAUGGACGGAAAUCGACGAUUUGCUAAGAAGCAUAACGUUCAGAGGAAUACUGGUCAUUCCAAAGGGUUUGAUAAACUUUCGGAAACUUUAAAGUGGUGUUUAGACCUUGGCAUUCCAGAAGUAACAGUAUACGCAUUCAGUAUAGAGAACUUCAAGAGGAGUGAAGACGAGGUCAAUGGCCUCAUGGAUUUAGCCCGUGACAAAUUCCAGCGUCUUUUGGAUGAAAUGGACCAGAUCAACGAGUGGGGAGUGAGGAUACACGUCGCGGGCCGACUCGCGUUGCUGCCUGAAGAUUUGCAAGCUUUAGUUGCCAAAGCUAUGUUGCUCACCAAGAACAACAACAAACUACGAUUGAAUAUUGCAUAUUCUUAUACAGCUCGGGACGAAAUAAGCCGCGCGGCAUCCCAUCUGGUGGAUGGAGUGAAUAACCAGGAACUAUUACCCGAAGAUAUUGACGAGGACCUCGUGUCUCAGACAUUGGAAUUAGGGGAGCCAGAGCUGCUAGUGCGGACCUCUGGGGAAGUUCGCCUGUCCGACUUCAUGUUAUGGCAGAUUUCAAACACAGUGCUAUACUUUACGGAUGUGUUGUGGCCAGAAUUUUCAAUCUGGGAUAUUUUAGCUGCGAUCAUCUACUUCCAAAGGCACGCUCCGCCAGCCAGACUUGAAGACAGUAUCAGUGAAGAGAAGCUUAACUUUCUCGAACGAUUGGAGAAGUCAAGAUGGCAGCAGUUGGAAAAUAUGGCGGCAAUCGUUGCCUCGUGAUGAAAAUGUAUCUUAUGUAAUUUAUUAGUAAGCAAUAAGUUGUUGUCCAUGCCAAUAUGGAUAGUUUGUGAUGGUAAUAAAUAUUUAUUUUAUUUAGUAAUUUUA
Messenger RNA from Pectinophora gossypiella (pink bollworm), 1093 nucleotides. RefSeq names its product dehydrodolichyl diphosphate synthase complex subunit DHDDS-like. The coding region runs from base 128 to 988 and encodes 286 amino acids. The record is from RefSeq and is a predicted model, not a curated record. Gene Ontology annotation, cellular component: endoplasmic reticulum; dehydrodolichyl diphosphate synthase complex. The transcript is spliced from 5 exons. Gene Ontology annotation, biological process: polyprenol biosynthetic process. Lineage: Eukaryota; Metazoa; Arthropoda; Insecta; Lepidoptera; Gelechiidae. Gene Ontology annotation, molecular function: ditrans,polycis-polyprenyl diphosphate synthase [(2E,6E)-farnesyl diphosphate specific] activity.